Molecule: messenger RNA, 1863 nt
Organism: Lingula anatina
Lineage: Eukaryota; Metazoa; Brachiopoda; Lingulata; Lingulida; Lingulidae
Product: ataxin-3
Biological process (GO): protein deubiquitination
Cellular component (GO): nucleus
Molecular function (GO): cysteine-type deubiquitinase activity
Source: RefSeq, a predicted model, not a curated record
AUAUGGAGAACUUACCACGGGAAAGAGCAGUAAGCCAAAAGAGCUAACUAAGCCAAACGUGAUUGGGGACUUGGUUGUCUAAGUUUACAUUUUGGUGUGCGAUAGCAAUUGCUUAUUUUCAACAUGAAGUAACUCUGUACGAUUUUGGAUUAAUGCUUUUGGACCGUUUGAAAAGGUGCCUGACAUGGACGCAAUAUUUCACGAGAGACAAGAAGGUUCUCUGUGUGCCCAGCAUUGUCUAAAUGCACUCCUUCAGGGCCCUUACUUCACUGCAGUGGAUCUGGCAGAGAUAGCCAGGCAGUUGGAUGAAUCUGAAAGGAGGCACAUGGCAGUGGCAGGAGAAGACUCAGAAGAUUACAGAAGAUUUUUGGAGCAAGGAUCUACUAAUAUGGAUGACAGUGGUUUCUUCUCAAUACAAGUGAUCAACAAGGCACUGGAGGUGUGGGCCUUGGACAUGAUUCCAUACAAUAGUCCAGAUCCUGUGGCUGUUGGUGCAAGAGAAAACCCAGUAGAGCAACAGGCUUUCAUUUGUAACUUCAAGGAACAUUGGCUGUCUAUCAGAAAACUUGGCCAUCAGUGGUUUAAUUUGAACUCUUUGCUCACAGAACCAGAACUUGUUUCUGAUACUUUUCUUGCCAUGUUUCUUAUGCAAUUACAACAAGAAGGCUACUCAAUAUUUGUCAUAACUGGGCACCUACCAGACUGCGAGGCUGACCAGCUAUUACAACUGACCCCAGCUGUCCAGCCAAUCAAGCCAAAGCUGAUCACAGAAUCUCAAGAUGCCCAAGCUGGCAGUAGUGCAGAACAAGAUGAUAGUGCCAGAUAUCAGUUUAGGCAGUCAGACUUGGAGAAGGCCCUUGCAGAAAGUGCCAAAACACUUGAGGGAACUGAGGAAGAUGACCUCCAAAAGGCCCUUAAGCUUAGUGUGGAAGGUAUACUACCAGGUAGCAGUGAGGAUACUGUUGAUGGUGGUGCUGUUGAAAGUGACGUUCAUUCAGUCACAGAUGGUGCCGAUAAGAACUGUGAUACCAGUAGUGGAAAUAACAUAGUCACAGCCGAGGAGAUACGGCUACGGAGAUUAGCAUAUUUAGACAAACCUGAACAUGGAACAGAUACUCCAGAAAAAACUGAAGAGGAGGACUUGCAACAAGCUAUCAAAAUGUCAAUGGAGAGCACCUGAUCUUUUCAGCCUUGCCCUGCCCGGCCUGAACAUGGAUGACCAUGGUCCAUCUAACAAUUCAGCAGAGCUAUAUGUCUGUGCCAUUGCCUUUCCACAGACGUUGCAAGCUUCUAACUGUAUGGAAUGUAUUUGAUAUAGCAACAGUGCAUGUUCAUUAUAAGUAAAGCAACAUUGCAUGACCAUUAUGAAGUAAAACAAAAGGAAACCAGAUGGAUGACUAAUGCUAAUUUCUCUUAAUGAGCCAGCUGAAUGUGUAUCGUGCAGAAGAUUUGAAUUAGUAGAUAUUGAUUAAUAUUUAGAUGCAUUAAGGGGGCAUCUAAUGUUAUGUUGACAGAAAAGCUAACUACUGCUACUAGUGCUGAAGGUUUCAGUUUGCAGGGUUUUACACAGUAGUAGUAUAGGCAGCUGAUUAUUGGCCAGUAUCAAUUAUAAUUAAUUUUUGUCUGAGCACAAAUGGUAGAUGUGCUUGGUAAAGCUAAUGUUUACUUCUUGAAGAUCAGUGAUAUUGGUAUUUGUUAUCAGUUAAGCUUAAAGUGAACUUUUUAUCUUUAGAUUACUCCGUUUGCUGCAAAAGUAAUUCAUUUAUAUUUCUUGUAAGUAGAAGCAUACAUAUUUAUUUGGGAAUUACAUGACAACUUAUAUAAAUUUUUUCAUGGUUUUGUAAUACAUUCAGUAAAAGUUUA